AUAGCUGCCCUCAGCCUUAACCAAUCACAACCUCUUACCGUUUCAGCAGUAAUUACAAACGUCUCCCUUUCGUCGACAUCAAUUCAUAGGGAGACGUUCCCACGUACAAGACCAAGAUAGGUGACCCAAGAUAAAAAUGUUUAAAUUUUUCUAACCUAAAUCUCAGCGGUUAGGUAACUUGAAGAGUCGGUCUCCAAAAUAGGUCCCACCACACUUGCGUAAAAAGCGUAGACUCUUUUUCUUCAUGUCUAUAAAAUACCACUCUUUCUUCACAAAGAAGGCAAGGAAAAGAUAACUGCAAUACCAAAACAUAACAUGGCUCCUCUUAGGUUUUUUUUCUUGUUCCUCUCACUCUCUUUUUCAUCUUCAGGAUCUAUAGGAAUAAACUACGGAAGAAUAGCGAAUAAUUUACCAACACCGUCAAAGGUGGUUGAGCUCUUAAAAACACAAGGUAUCACCCGCGUGAAGCUCUACGACACUGAAUCCACCGUCCUCACAGUGCUUUCAAACUCCGGCAUUAAAGUCGUCGUUGCCAUGCCAAACGAGCUUCUCUCCAACGCCGCCGCGGACCAAUCUUUCACCGACAUAUGGAUCCAAACCAACAUCGUUAAAUACUACCCGGCAACUCAAAUAGAAGCCAUUGCUGUCGGAAACGAAGUGUUCGUAGACCCGAAAAAUACUACAAACUACCUCGUACCCGCUAUGAAAAACGUUCAAGCAUCCCUUGUCAAAAAGAAUCUCGACAAAGUUAUUAAAAUCUCUUCCCCAAUUGCACUCUCCGCUUUACAAUCUUCUUACCCAACCUCAUCCGGUACGUUUAAAACCGAAUUAAUCGAACCGGUUAUUAAACCGAUGUUGGAGUUUCUUCGUCAAACCGGUUCUUCCUUAAUGGUUAACGCUUAUCCUUUCUUCGCUUAUGCUGCUAACUCAGACACAAUAUCUUUAGAUUACGCGUUGUUUAAACAAAACCCUGGUGUAGUUGAUUCUGGUAACGGUUUAAAGUAUAGUAACCUUCUUGAUGCUCAAAUCGACGCCGUUUAUGCUGCCAUGUCAGCACUUCAAUACAACGACGUUGGAAUAACCGUUUCGGAAACGGGUUGGCCUUCCUUAGGUGACUCUAACGAGAUUGGAGCUGGAGAAGACAAUGCGGCGUCGUAUAACGGAAAUUUAGUGAGGAGAGUUUUGAAUGGAAGUGGGACCCCUUUAAGACCAAAUGAAACGGUUAAUGUUUUUUUGUUUGCUCUGUUUAACGAGAAUCAGAAAACGGGUCCUACGUCGGAGAAAAACUAUGGGUUGUUUUACCCGAGUGAGGAGAAGGUUUAUGAUAUUCCGUUGACUGUGGCGGGUGUUAACAAAACGUCGUCUUCGGCGGCGAAUGGGGGUGUGGGAAGGAGUGUGGUUCCGGUGAAAGGUGACGUGUCGGCGGUGGUGAAUCGUGGUGAGACGUGGUGUGUGGCGAAUGGCGGUUAUUCUGAGGAGAAACUGCAACACGCGCUUGAUUACGCGUGUGGGGAAGGUGGGGCUGAUUGUAGUCCGAUUCAACCGGGUGCCACGUGUUAUAAUCCGAAUACGUUGGAGGCGCAUGCUUCGUAUGCUUUCAAUAGUUUCUAUCAGAAGAAGUCACGCGGGAGUGGUACGUGCGAUUUCGGUGGUGCUGGUUAUGUUGUUACUCAACCUCCUAGGUAUGGAGCAUGCAAUUUUCCCACAGGCUAUUGAAAGGACAGAAAAGGAGUGGGGUUAGGUUAUAGAUUUUGGGUUAUUUCUAUUUGUAUUAGUAUCAUUUCUUGAGAUUAUUAUUGACUUUGGAUUAAUUAAUUGGGGAUUGGGUGGUGUUUUAGGCUUUUUUUUACUCUUGUGUGAAUUGUUGAAUUAUAAUUCUUAUGGUUUAUUUUUAUAUCCUAAUAAAUGAUUAUUUAUUGGUAGUA
Molecule: messenger RNA, 1925 nt
Organism: Lathyrus oleraceus (garden pea)
Lineage: Eukaryota; Viridiplantae; Streptophyta; Magnoliopsida; Fabales; Fabaceae
Product: glucan endo-1,3-beta-glucosidase 12
Exons: 3
Coding region: 316-1716 (466 amino acids)
Biological process (GO): carbohydrate metabolic process
Molecular function (GO): hydrolase activity, hydrolyzing O-glycosyl compounds
Source: RefSeq, a predicted model, not a curated record